AUGAGGAAAGAAACUGCUAAAGAUAUUUGGGACCGUGUGGGUGACUCGGCCAAAGUUUAUCAACUACUUCAGAAGGCCAUUGGCAUGAAGCAAGGGAACAGGACCAUUUCUAAGCACUAUAACACUGUCAUUAGUCUCUGGGAGGAGUAUGAUCACUAUAGGGACCUCCAACUAUCAAAUCCUGAGGAUGAAACUAAGGUGUAUCACGGACUCUUGAAAAGGAAUGGGUUCUUAUUUUGCUUGAUUCUUCUUGCUACUGCGUCUACUGAUGGAAAAUGUCGAGUUUUCUCCACUUUCAUCAAAGGUGUUGAUUUGAGGGGUUCAGGAACCAGUCUUUCUUCGGAUGCAAAAUUUGGAGAGCAAAUCAUUCAGCUCGAUCUUUCAUUUAGCUGGGCAUUUGGUGUAAAAUGGUCCCCAAGUGGCAAUACCUUAGCUUAUGUGGGCCACAAUUCUACUAUCUACUUUGUUGAUGAUGUUGGUCCUUCUCCUUUGGCUCAAAAUGUAGCAUUCCGUGAUUUGCCUCUGCGUGAUGUCUUGUUUAUUUCUGAAAGGAUGGUGAUAGGUGUAGGAUUUGACUGUAAUCCUAUGGUUUUUGCUGCAGACGAGAGAGGCAUAUGGUGCUUUGUGAAAUUCCUUGCUGAGAGGAAAAUGGCAUCAUCAAGCUCAAAAUAUGGAUCGCAGUUUUCUGAAGCGUUUGGGAAGCUUUAUGGUCAAAAACAAGUUGGCAAUGAUGCAGUUGAAUCUUCAAGACCUCGGGGAGGUGUUCACGAGAACUGCAUAAAUUGUAUUCUGCCAUUGGAGAAAACAGGGGAUGGUAGAGUGAAGCGCUUCAGCACUUCUGGAUUGGAUGGUAAAGUGGUCAUCUGGGAUUUAGAAGACCAAGAAGAUAUUUCGUUAUAUUCAUAAUUGAAGGUUCUUAAUAGUGUCACAGCAAUUCAAACUUUCAACCUCUUCAAUGGCGAUGAAAGGCAGUAUUCCAGAAAAAAAAAAAAAGAGGGUAGGUUUACUAAUGGUUGAAGACUCUAUUCAAUAUGGCAUCUUAAUUUAAGAUUAAAUUUGUGCCUUUGAUUGAGAGAUGGAGUCUUCUUAUGUAUUAUAGUUGUAUUUGGAGGAGAAUGAGGUUGGCAUACCAUUAUUUAGGUUACAGAUCCAUUGGUCAGUCCUUGUUCAAUUAUAUUUGUUUGUAAGUUGUAACAGAACAACUUAAACCUGUGCGUAGGUUGAACACUAAGGUGAUUGAGCGAACUCCAUUUUCUUGUGUUGAUGUAUUCAAAUGUGGGAAGACAAUGAGGGUUUUUUUUUUUUUUUGAAUGUUGGUUAACUCCGAUUGUGCUUAAAUUUGAUAUAUAAGCAGUGAGCCUUAUUUGUCUAUCAA
Molecule: messenger RNA, 1375 nt
Organism: Macadamia integrifolia
Lineage: Eukaryota; Viridiplantae; Streptophyta; Magnoliopsida; Proteales; Proteaceae
Product: actin-related protein 2/3 complex subunit 1A-like
Exons: 10
Coding region: 1-906 (301 amino acids)
Biological process (GO): Arp2/3 complex-mediated actin nucleation
Cellular component (GO): Arp2/3 protein complex; actin cytoskeleton
Molecular function (GO): actin filament binding
Source: RefSeq, a predicted model, not a curated record